Molecule: messenger RNA, 4634 nt
Organism: Elgaria multicarinata webbii
Lineage: Eukaryota; Metazoa; Chordata; Lepidosauria; Squamata; Anguidae
Gene: RAD50
Product: RAD50 double strand break repair protein
Exons: 27
Coding region: 368-4306 (1312 amino acids)
Biological process (GO): double-strand break repair; telomere maintenance via recombination; chromosome organization involved in meiotic cell cycle
Cellular component (GO): Mre11 complex; condensed nuclear chromosome; nucleus
Molecular function (GO): ATP hydrolysis activity; G-quadruplex DNA binding; double-stranded telomeric DNA binding
Source: RefSeq, a predicted model, not a curated record
GUGGCGCCUGAUUAGCGGAGGGGCUUCGGCAGUGGCGCGAAAGCUUUGCCGGCUCAGCGGUCGGGGCGCGAGGUGGUCGGGCUCGCUUUCCUGAGACCUUGUUGCCAGCCAGUGCGGAAUCUGCCGUGUGUGUGCGCGCCUAUUUGCCUCAUUUUUUUUGCCUCGUAAAGCCCUUGCACUUCAGCCACGCCUCUCCUGCGGCCGCCUGGUCCUCUCAGUCCCCUCAAAAGACAGGUGAAUGCAGUGGCUGUGCUGAGAAUCCAUACUGCAGUACUGCAAGCCAUACUGCAAACUUUUGAAACCGGGAUCAUCCCAAGGAUAUUUAAAAUACAACCUAGUGCUUACAGAAAGAGGAAUAUUCUUCAAAAUGUCUAAGAUUGAUAAAAUGAGUAUCCUUGGUGUGAGGAGCUUUGGUGUAGAAGACAAAGACAAGCAAGUGAUCACUUUCUUUAAUCCUUUAACUCUCUUGGUUGGUCCAAAUGGCGCUGGAAAAACGACAAUCAUAGAAUGCCUCAAGUAUAUUUGCACUGGGGAUUUCCCGCCUGGCACCAAAGGAAAUUCAUUUGUCCAUGAUCCAAAAGUUGCCAAUGAAACCGAUGUCAGAGCUCAAAUUCGACUUCAGUUUCGCGAUGUUAAUGGAGAGCUUGUAGCUGUCCAACGAUCCAUGCUGUGCACUCAGAAAGGAAAGAAAACAGAAUUUAAAAGUCUUGAAGGAGUCAUUACCAGAACAAAACAUGGAGAGAAGGUCAGCCUGAGCUCCAAAUGUGCAGAAAUUGACCGAGAGAUGAUUGGUGCCCUUGGUGUUUCCAAGUCUGUGAUUAAUAAUGUCAUUUUCUGCCAUCAAGAAGAAUCCAAUUGGCCCCUAAGUGAAGGAAAGGCUCUGAAACAAAAAUUUGAUGAGAUAUUUUCAGCAACAAGGUACAUUAAAGCUUUGGAAACACUCCGUCAGGUACGUAUGAAACAAGGACAGCGGAUUAAAGUGUGUCAGGGGGAGCUGAAGUACUUGAAACAGAAUAAAGAAAAAGCACAUGAGAUUCAGAAUCAACUUACUAAUAGAGAAACCCAGUUGGCUGCCUCCAAGGAAAAUGUCAAAUCUAUUGAGGACCACCUUGAACCUCUAAAGGGUCGUCUGACAGAAAUAGAACAGACUCUUGUAAAAGUAAUGAGACUUGACAAUGAAAUUAAAGCUAUGGAAAGUCGGAAGAAACAGAUGGAGAAGGAUAACCAAGAUUUGCAACAAAAGAUGGAGAAGGUUUUUCAAGGAACUGAUGGGCAGCUUAAAGAAAGGUAUCAAAACCAUCAGAAAACUGUGAGAGAAAAGGAGAGGAGAUUAACAGAGUGUCAAAGAGAGUUGGAGAGAGCAAAUAAAGAAUGCCAAAGAUUCAACACAGAAAAAUCAGAACUGUUGGUUGAACAAGGUCGCCUCCAGUUGCAAGCAGAUCGUCAGGAACAGCAUAUUAGAACCAGGGAUUCAUUAAUUCAGUCUUUGGCAGCUCAAUUGGAACUGGAGGGAUUUGAAAGAGCACCUUUUAAUGAAAGGCAAAUUAACAGUUUCCACAGGCUUGUGAAAGAGAGACAGGACAGAGACAUGGAAACUGCUAAUCAGUUGAUGAGAGAAUUUGGUGAGAAGGAAACAAUGAAGCAGAAGCAACUAGAUGAAAUAAGAGAUAAAAAAACUGGACUUGAAAGAACCAUUGACCUAAAAUCAGACAUUCAAAAUAAGAAGCAGCUUGAAGUAAAGAACCUGAAACAUGAGUUACGUCAGCUUGAAGGGUCCUCAGAUAGACUCUUGGAACUCGAUCAGGAACUUGCCAAAGCGAAACAUGAAUUAGAUGAAGCUGAGAAGAAUUGUAAUGUUGAAGCACUAGAUAAGGAAAUACAAGGACUGCAAAGAGAGAAAGCAGAUUUGGAUGGCUUUCUUCGGAAACUGGAUAAAGAAAUGGAGCAGUUGAACUUGAAUACUACAAUAAUAACCCAAAUGGACAUGCUGAAGAAAGAUAAAGCAGACAAAGAAGAACAAAUCAGAAAAAUAAAAUCCAGGCACAGUGAAGAGUUAAGCUCUUUGAUGGGAUAUUUUCCGAACAAAAAACAGCUUGAAGAUUGGCUUCACUCUAAAAAUAAAGAAAUUAAUCAGACAAGAGACAAACAUGCUAAACUCAACAAAGAACUUGUUUCAGCAGAGCAAAACAAAAAUCAUAUUAGUACUGAACUCAAGAAAAAAGAGGAGCAAUUAUCCAGUUAUGAAGAAAAGCUUUUUGAUGUUUGUGGAAGCCAGGAUUUUGAAAGUGAUCUCUACAAACUUCAGGAUGAAAUUGAAAAAACAUCCAAGAAGCGAGCCAUGCUUGCUGGAGCCACGGCAGUUUAUUCGCAAUUCAUCACACAAUUAACAGAUGAAAAAGAAUCAUGUUGUCCAGUUUGUCAGAGGGUCUUCCAAUCAGAGGUAGAACUGCAGGAAGUAAUAGAUGAUCUUCAGGCCAAGCUGCGACGUGCUCCAGACACACUAAAGGCAACAGAGUCUGAGCUAAAACGGAGAGAGAAAAAACGUGAUGAAAUGAUGUCCCUUAAACCUGUCAGGCAAAUGGUAACUGAACUCCAAGAAAAGGACAUACCUGACUUAAGGAACAAACUACAAACUCUCAACAGAGAGAUUCAACGCCUUAAAGGUGAUAUAGAAGAACAGGAAACACUCUUGGGUACUAUCAUGCCUGAGGAAGAAAGUGCCAAAGCAUGUCUGCAAGAUAUUACACUUAUGGAAAGGUAUCAGACUGAUCUAAGAGAUGUUGAGCGAAAAAUUGCACAGCAGGAUACUAAGUUACAGGGAGUGGAUUUAGGUCGAACUCUUCUACAAGUGAGCCAGGAAAAGCAAGAGAGAAAACAUCAGUGGGAUACAGUUACUGGCAAAAUUGAAUUGAAGCAAACUCUUAAACAAGACCAGCAAAAUCAAGUCCAGUAUCUAAAGAGUACUGUGAAUGAGCUUAAAGCAGAGAAACUUCAGAUUUCCAGUUGCAUGCAGCGUCGACAGCAGCUGGAAGAGCAAACUGUGGAGUUGACUACUGAGGUGCAGUCCUUGAACAGAGAGAUCAAGGAAGCAAAGGAGCAGAUAUUUCCUUUGGAGACAACUUUAGAAAAACUGCAACAAGAGAAAGAAGAGUUAAUUAACAAAAAGAACACAAGUUAUAAAGCGACACAAGAGAAGAUAAACGACAUAAAGGAAAAAGUUAAAAACAUCCAUAACUUUGUAAAAGAGAUUGGCAAUUACAUUCAAGAAGGGAAAGAAGAAUACAAACAGCAAAAGGAGUCCGAACUUGAUGAAGUCAAGGUUCAGCUAGCAGAAUGUGAGAAAAAGAAAGAGAAGAUAAAUAAAGAAAUGGGAACAAUUAGGCAAGAUAUUGAUACUCAGAAGAUUCAGGAGCGGUGGUUAGAAGACAAUCUCACUUUAAGAAAAAGAAAUGAAGACCUAAAAGAGGUUGAAGAUAGCAUAAAGCAACAUUUGAUGGAGAUGGGGCAAAUGGAAGUCCCGCAACUCAAAAAGGACAAGCAGCACUUAGAGGAGAAAAUAGAAAGUUUGAAAAGAAACCACAGUUUGGCACUUGGUCGACAGCGUGGAUUUGAGGAAGAGAUUCUUAGGUAUAAGAAAGAACUGAGAGAUCCACAGUUUAAAGAUGCUGAAGAGCAAUACAGAGAAAUGAUGAUAGUUAUGAGAACAACGGAGCUGGCAAACAAGGAUCUUGACAUUUACUACAAAGCACUGGAUCAAGCAAUAAUGAUGUUUCACAGCAUGAAAAUGGAAGAAAUCAACAAGAUAAUUCGUGACCUUUGGCGAAGUACCUACAGGGGGCAAGAUAUUGAAUACAUAGAAAUUCGGUCUGAUGCAGAUGAGAAUGUUUCUGCUUCUGACAAGAGGAGAAGUUACAAUUAUAGAGUAGUAAUGAUAAAAGGAGACACUGCUUUAGAUAUGAGGGGCAGAUGCAGUGCUGGCCAAAAGGUUCUCGCUUCCCUCAUUAUCCGUCUUGCCCUAGCAGAAUCCUUUUGUCUCAACUGUGGCAUUCUUGCAUUGGAUGAGCCCACCACCAAUCUUGACCGAGAGAAUAUUGAAUCGCUUGCACAUGCCUUGGUGGAGAUAAUCAAAAGUAGAGCCCAGCAACGUAAUUUUCAACUGCUUGUGAUAACACACGAUGAAGAUUUUGUGGAACUUCUGAGUCGGUCUGAAUAUGUGGAGAAAUUCUAUAGAAUUAAGAAGAAUAUUGACCAGUGUUCCGAGAUUGUGAAAUGUAAUGUCACAUCUUUGGGAUCAUAUGUUCAUUAGAAUUAGUAAAUGAUUUUGCAUUAAAAGAUUGGUCAGAAAAAUGGAGUGAAAAUGAAGACUGAUCUGUGGAUAAAGUUAGCAUGGGUUGAUCCAUACUGAAUCUUUCUUAGAGUACACUCAUUGAAAUCGAUGGACUUAAGUUAGUUGUGACUACCAAGAUCAUGACUAACUUGAGCUUGUUGAUUUAAAUGGGUUUGAAGUUUGGAUCCAACCUUAUAUUAUUUUGAUAUGGGAGAGUGUUGUGUGUUUUUUACUGAAUGUAUGCAUCUUGACUAGUACAGAACAGUUACUAUUAAAAGAGGCAAAAUAAAAACUAUGCAAACAGAAA